Aspergillus steynii IBT 23096 is the source of this 4590-nucleotide messenger RNA. RefSeq names its product putative membrane bound C2 domain protein (vp115). The coding region runs from base 1 to 4590 and encodes 1529 amino acids. The transcript is spliced from 6 exons. The record is from RefSeq and is a predicted model, not a curated record. NCBI's taxonomy places the organism in Eukaryota, Fungi, Ascomycota, Eurotiomycetes, Eurotiales, Aspergillaceae. Gene Ontology annotation, molecular function: lipid binding.
AUGGCGUCGCUCGAAGUAGAAGAUUACAAACGGGAAUUGAGGCAACAGGGUGCCAUUGAGGCGGCCGAAGAGGCCCCUCAAGAUCCCAAAGCUGCCGAGGCCGCUGAGCAGGUGCUGGUCGAAGAAACCCGGAAGGCUGGCAUGCCCGCCUACCAAUUCGAUCCGAAUGCCUCCCCCGAAGAAAAGGCUGCCGCCGCCGAAGCUCGGGUACCACCCGGGUUUCAUCGCGACAAGAAGCCGAAAGGCAUGGCAAUUAUCACAGAUAAGAAUGACGGUACCCCCGACGACUACGAUCUACCCCCGCCCAAAACCGCGAAUGAAAUCGAAAAAGACUCCAAAGAAUCCUCCGACGGGGCAACGGAAGAGGGUGGGAUGAAUGAAGACAUGCGAUGGGCGCGGGACCGAACGGGCUGGGCACCGCAGUUCGUGCAGGUUCCGACCGAGGAAGAAGAAGCCGAAGGAACGCUGCUCGAUCACCAGGAUUUCCUGGAAGGCAAAUUGGACGACAAGUUCUUUGGGGAUUGGUAUCACAAUGCCGGGGUCAUCGUGUUCGCCUGUCUGGCCUCGUGGGUUGUCGCCGUGCUCGGCGGUGGUCUCGGCUGGAUCUUCCUCGUCAUGGCCGCCUGUAGCACGUACUACCGCACGUCCAUCCGGCGAGUUCGGCGCAAUUUCCGCGAUGACAUCAACCGUGAAAUGGCCAAGCAGCGCUUGGAGACCGACACCGAGAGUCUGGAAUGGAUCAACAGUUUCCUGGUCAAAUUCUGGCCCAUCUACGCGCCGGUCCUGUGCGACACCAUCAUCAACUCCGUGGACCAGGUGCUCAGCACCUCGACGCCCGCCAUGUUGGACAGUCUUCGCCUGAAGACCUUCGUUCUCGGUACCAAGCCUCCGCGGUUGGAGCACGUCAAGACGUACCCGAAGACCGAGGUGGACACCAUCAUCAUGGACUGGAAAUUCAGCUUCACUCCCAACGAUGUCAUGGAUCUGACGGCGCGCCAGCUGAAAAACAAGAUCAACCCCAAGGUGGUCUUGGAGGUUCGCCUGGGUAAGGGUGUCGUGAGCAAGGGCUUGGAUGUGAUCGUGGAGGACAUGGCGUGUAGCGGCCUCAUGCGAGUCAAGAUGAAGCUGCAGGUCCCCUUCCCCCACAUCGAGCGUGUGGACGUCUGCUUCAUGGAGCGCCCGGAGAUCGACUACGUUUGCAAGCCCCUGGGUGGUGAUCACCUAGGUUUCGAUAUCAACUUCAUCCCCGGUCUGGAGUCUUUUAUCAAGGACCAGAUCCACAACAACCUGGGUCCGAUGAUGUACGCCCCCAACGUCUUCCCCAUCGAGAUCGCUAAGAUGCUGGCUGGAAACCCCGUCGACCAAGCCAUCGGUGUGGUUGCCGUGACCCUCCACGGGGCGCGUCAACUCAAGAACCCCGACAAGUUCUCGGGCACGCCCGACCCGUAUGCCGUCGUGUCUUUGAACAGCCGUACCGAGCUCGGCCGGACCAAGACCAUCUAUGACACGGACAGCCCGCGAUGGAACGAAACGAUCUACGUUAUCAUCACCUCGUUCUCGGAUUCCUUGACCAUCCAACCGUUUGAUUGGAACGAGUUCCGAAAGGAUAAGGAGCUGGGUACGGCAACGUUCGCCUUGGACCGGCUCGAGGAGGAGCCCGAGCACGAGGGCAUGUUCCUGGAGGUCAUGGCCAGCGGCCGGUCUCGCGGUUCCAUCCACGCGGAUAUCCGAUUCUUCCCGGUCCUCGGGGGAAGAAAGAUGGAGGACGGCGAGAGCGAGCCGCCCCCAGAGCUGAACACGGGUAUUGCUCGCUUCACCGUGGAGCAAGCCAAGGAUCUGGACGGCACCAAGAGUAUCGUUGGACAGCUGAACCCCUACGGAGUUCUCCUGCUGAACGGCAAGGAAAUCCACAUCACCAAGAAGCUGAAGCGUACCAACAACCCGAUCUUCCAGAACGCGUCCAAGGAAUUCCUCGUCACCGACCGGAAGAGCGCUCGCCUGGGCCUGGUCAUCAAGGAUGACCGGGAUCUUGCGCGAGACCCGAUCCUGGGCACCUACCAGAUCAAGAUGAACGACAUGCUCAAGAUGAUGGAGCAGGGCAAGGACUGGUUCCAUCUGCAUGGAGCCAAGACGGGUCGCGCCAAGCUCACGUUUCAAUGGAAGCCCGUCGCCCUGGGUGGCAUCUCCGGCAGUUCUGGCUAUGUGGAUCCCAUCGGUGUCAUGCGCUUCCACUUCCAGCGCGCCGAGGACCUGCGCAACCUGGAGAAGAUGGGCAAGUCUGACCCGUACGUUCGGGUGCUGCUUUCUGGAUACAUGAAGGCCCGGACGGUGACGUUCAGGAACAACCUGAACCCUGACUGGGACGAGGUGGCUUACGUGCCCAUCCACAGCCCCCGCGAGAAGCUCACCCUCGAAGUCAUGGAUGAGGAAAGCAUCAACAGCGACCGGUCGCUGGGAUCGGUGGAGAUCUCGGCGGCUGACUACGUCCGGGAGAAUGAACAGGGCGAAUUCGAGGUCGACGACGAGAAGCAGCUGAUCUCGAGCGGCCUCCGCAUCGGCAGAGGUCCCGUCAAGGGGAAACUGUUCUACACCGUCGCCUUCUAUCCCACCAUCCCGGUUGUCAACCCCGAGGAUGACGCCGAGGAAGAGGGAAUGGAUGACCUCAACGGCGACGGAGAACAUGACGAGAUCCCGAGAAAGAGCGUCGAGUCCCGGCGCCGCAAUGGCCACGUCAAGACCGCCAGUACGGACUCCAAGGCAUCCCAGAAGGCCAACGGUACAUCCCAGCCACCCACUCCCUUGCCGCCGAAUACCCCGGGGCCAAACACCCCGGGCCGCAGCAGCUUCGAAUCGGGCGUCUCCAAGCCGACGACAUCCAAGGAUUCGGAGGUCAUGUCUAUCAAGUCACUCGACAUCCCGAAAACCUUCAUCUCGGCCGAAGAACUCUCCAGCUACGAAUCCGGAUUCUUGGUCUUCAAGUUCCACGAAGUUCAACUUUCCCGUCACAAUGUGCAGGUUGAAGUGGUGAUGGACGACCACAUGUUCGCGGCCUAUUCGUCCCCCAAGCUUCGUUCCAAGUCCGCCCAGAUAGAAGACAUUGGAGAUGCUUUCGUUCGUGAACUGGAGUUUUCGAAGAUCACUCUCCGGAUCGUGGACAAGAACAGCGCCAAGGACGACAGCGACGAACACACCGUGGCGAAGUUGACGGGCGAUACGUUGACGACCCUCCAGCGCAUCUUAUACACCCCCACCGAGCUUGCGCUCCGGUCCAGCGAUGGGGAAGUCAGCAAGGUCACCGUCAGUGCUCGAUACAUCCCGGUGACCAUGAAGCUCGACCCGACCGAGAGUAUCAACAACAUGGGUACUUUGCGGGUGGAUGUCCUGGACGCCGCCGAGCUUCCGUCCGCCGACCGCAACGGCUUCAGUGAUCCGUACUGCAAGUUCCGUCUCAACGACAAGGAGGUCUUCAAGACCAAGGUGCAGAAGAAGACUCUGCAUCCGGCCUGGAACGAAUUCUUCGAGGCCCCGAUCACGUCCAAGAUCGGCGCCGACUUCCGGGUCGAUGUUUACGACUGGGACUUCGGCGACAAGGCGGACUACCUGGGCGGAACCCCGAUCGACCUCGGCGUCCUGACGCCGUUCCAGAGCAAGGAGGUGUCGUUGGUCCUGGACGGCAAGUCCGGCGCCAUCCGUCUGAAGAUGCUGUUCAAGCCAGCCUACGUCAUCCGGUCCCGACAGGGAUCCUCUACGUUCUCCGGCACCUUUGCCACUCCCGGCAAGAUUGUGGGAGCCCCCGUCAAGGGAGUGGGAUUUGUUGGCGGCAAUGUCAUCAAGGGCGCUUCGUUCCUGAAGCACGGCAUCAUGUCUCGAUUCCGCGGAGACGAUGCAUCCAGCAUCCAUGAAACCGAGGAGCCGGAAGACAGCCCGCAGGCCGAGACGAGUCCCACGGCGGCGCCUUCGCUGACGGUGGACGGCAGCACUCCGCCCAGCGCCAGCCCCAUCAGUAACAACAACUUGCAGCACGCGCGCUCGCGCAGCGUGGUGUCGCACUACGGCGAUCGACUUGGAAUCGGAGGCGGCUCCGGCAAGGGCGAGACGGGCACGGCCACGAUCACGGUGGUCUCGGCCAGUGACUUCCCGCCGUCGACCAACGUGCGGGUGUUCGUCAAGGCCCUCGGGCCCAAGGGGGCGAAGGAGGUUCUCAAGAGCAAGGCGCACAAGGCCAGCGGGACGGCACCGGUGAUGUUCGACGCGUCGCACGAGACGUGCCGGGUGCACAACACGACGGCGGAUGCGCAGUAUCAAAUCCGGGUGGUGGACCAUUCCACCUUUGGCUCGGACAGCGUGCUGGGCGAGACGCUGUUCUUCGUGGACGACCAGGGCUCCGUGGCCGGCCAGGACAAAGCGGUCAAGGUCGGCAGCGGCACGGUGUCGAUUCGGUCGAGUUUCUCGGGCACCGAAUCGAACCUGCGGCCGUCGACGUCUCACUCCAACAACGGGGAUGCGGCAUCCGAAUUGAUGGACAGUCCGGAUUCGAAGAAGACCGGCCGACGCAGUUUCCUUGGCAAGCGGAACGUGAGCGGCGCUUAG